Adineta ricciae is the source of this 2568-nucleotide messenger RNA. The record is from the annotation of a GenBank genome assembly. NCBI's taxonomy places the organism in Eukaryota, Metazoa, Rotifera, Eurotatoria, Adinetida, Adinetidae.
AUGAAUCUGAUUCCCAGUUUGAUCAUAGGAUUCAUUGUUCAGUUAAUAUUUGAACAAACGACAGUUGCAAAACUAUCCUACAAUCAAUUGGAAUUUUCUUUCUGCGCUGCUUGGGAUCCAAAUGGUACAACCAUUGCAACUUCUACUCUUGUAGGCGUAAAACCUACAAGAAUCUUCGUAGAUAAUAACAGUACUCUCUAUGUAACGUCUAAAAAUCUCAAUCGAACAAUGGUUGUGCCCGAAGGAAGUAAUGUCGCUACUCGGAACAUAUCGACUGGUUUAUUUCAUCCAUCUGGUAUUUUUGUUACGAGUGACGGAGAUAUUUACAUUGCAAAUGGUGGUAUCACUCAUCGGGUAGAGAAAUGGGCAUUGAAUGCAACGAGCGGUGUCAUUGCUAUGAAUACAACUAGUGAAUGUUCAAGUCUCUUCAUUGACACAAACGAUACACUUUAUUGUGCUUACGAUACCGAACACAAAGUCGUUAAGAUGUCCCUGAAAAAUCAUACAAAUACAGUGGUUACUGCUGCUGGUAAUGGUACUAAUGGAUCAGAACCUUCUCUACUAUCUUAUCCCAAUGGAAUAUUUGUUGACAAUAAGUUUAAUCUAUACGUAGCUGAUUAUGGAAACGAUAGGAUUCAAUAUUUCUAUCCAAAUCAGUUGAAUGGAACCAGCAUAACCGGAGCGGGAUCAAUAACACUAUCGAGACCAACUGAUGUUCUUCUCGAUGCCGAUGGAUGUAUGUUCAUUGUUGAUCUGGAUAACCACCGAAUUCUUCAGUAUAUAUUUCAUGUUUUUCGAUGCAUCAUUGGAUGUUCAGGAACACCUGGUUCAGGACCAAAUCAACUUCAGUACCCAUUCAGCUUUGCAUUCGAUAGUUACGGGAAUCUAAUAGUCAACGACAAAGAUAAUAAUCGUAUACAAAAAUUUUUCUUAAUUACAAAUUCGUGUGUCGUUUCAUACAAUCAACCAAAGUUUUGUGCAAAAGCAAAAUGGAAUCCAAAUGCAACGACUUUUGCAACAAAUACUAUAGUUGGCUCGCAACCUCACGCUGUUUUUGUUAAUACAAACAAUAGCGUGUAUUCUGCUAAUUUAAAUAAUGGCAUCAUUUUUAUGUGGCUUUAUAAUAGCGUAAAUGUGACGAACGUAUUUGUGGGCAAUCUAUCGCUUAUGUAUUCCAUAUUCGUUACAUCUAACGGCGAUAUUUAUAGUAGCAGUGAUUUAUAUGGCAGCCAAGUGAGAAAAUACAGCGCAGACACAAAUGCGUGGAGCACUAGGAUGCAUUCCAGUAGCUCUUGCUAUGGACUCUUUGUUGAUGUCAAUAAUAACUUGUAUUGUUCAAUGAGAGAUAACAAUAUAGUUGUUCGAAGUCAGUUCAAUGAUAAUACGUCCACAUCCACAACUGUUGCCGGGAAAGGCACAGCUGCAGCCACACCAGAUGCACUCGACUACCCUUUGGGUAUAUUUGUGGAUGUCAAUUUUGAUCUAUAUGUGGCAGACUGCGGUAAUGAUAGAAUUCAAUUGUUCCAAUUGGGUAUAAUAAAUGGAACGACUGUAGCAGGCAAUCAAUCUACAAUUCAGACAAUUUCACUUAACUGUCCCGCAGGUAUUGUUCUCGAUGCUGAAAAUUAUCUUUUUAUUGUGGAUCAAAUAAAUGCGCGCAUUGUUGGAUCUGGUCCAUAUGGAUUUCGUUGCUUAGUUGGAUGUACCGGAAUAUCUGGUGCAGAAGCUGAUCAGUUAUAUUGGCCAUUGGCUCUUAGUUUCGAUACGUAUGGAAAUAUGUUUGUCAGCGAUAUAAACAACAAUCGAAUUCAAAAAUUUAUUUUCUUAACAAAUUCAUGUUAUACUUCGAUGGCCGUAAGUUUCACAACUGAUAUUACAACAACAUUGUACUCGGCUCAAUCUUCGCAGUCAACCUGGAAGAAUUCUACGGGCAUUGGUUUGUAUUAUAACAUUUCUGAUAAGGCAUGCGACUAUCUUCAACCGUGCUAUCACAAUGGUUUUUGCUAUAAUAACAACAGUAACGUAAAUAAUUUUUAUUGUUUAUGCCCAUAUGGUUUCACCGGUGACCAAUGUCAACUCGAUAAAAGAUUAUGUCGAUUAGAUACGUGUUGGAACAAUGGAACGUGUAGUGAAACAUCAAAUACAACGUACAGUUGUUACUGCCAACCUGGUUGGCAAGAUGAUCGAUGUAAGACAAAAGUGAAUUAUUGCAGCAAUGUCACUUGUUACAAUCAUGGCGUUUGCCGACCAUUAGUACUCGAUUAUCAAUGUCAAUGUCUUGCCGGUAGUUUUUCCGGUCGCCAUUGCGAAAUAGUGGCUAGUACAACAAAAAUUCAUCGGAUUCUUUCUAAAUCAUUUGUUUACAUAGCAAUUAUGGCAAUGAUAACUGUCGUAAUGUUGGUUAUUAUUAUGGAUAUAUUAAAAUAUGGGUUUCAUAUUGAACCCUCCAUACAAGAUCUAGAUCGAGCUCAGCGAGACAAGCAAACCAAAAAGCGCAUGCAACGUUUUCGCCCUCGUUAUCGCGAUACUCUAGUCGUGAGAAAAAUUGCUUUUCUCUUCCAAAAAUGA